AAUUUUUUCUUUUGAAAAAAAAAAGAACAAAUUGGGUCAGUGGGACGGAGCAAUGUCAACAUAGCUGGCUGGUGGGGAUCGUUUACCCCACAAACCCCACAGCUUCGAAUCUCUCUCUCUGUUCUUCCUUUUUUUUUUUUUUGUUGUUGUUGAUGUUCUUGUUUAAUUAAAUUCGUGAGGGCAAGCUGGAAAAUGGGUAAUGAUUUGAGUGAUUUGAUUAUUCCUUUUUCUAUGUUUGUUUCUCUGUUUCUUGGCUUUCUGGGGGUGGUUUCAUUUAUAAGCUCUUCUGUUGUGAUUGUGAAGUGGAAGAAUUCAAAAACACAGCCAAAAUGCUCUGUACUACUCGAUACAGCAAAAUGAACCCUCCCCCACCUAUUCGUCUUUCAACUUGGCAGUACCAGACAACACUAUUUUGCUGCUUUACAGCCCACCCAUUACUCAACAACAUCCCAAUUUUAAUUCCCCAAGAUUAAUUUCAAUUGCCCCUUUCUCUCUCUCUCUUCCUUUGUAAGCCCCCCUUCUCUCUCUUUCUCUGUAUUAUCACUCUUUUUGUUGUUUUGGCCACAUGGGUUUUGUUCCUCUGAUUGUUUUGUUUGAAAGGUAGUCGGGUUUUUGAUCUGGUUUUUGCUUAAUCGAGUGUUUGUUCUUGGUGGGUUUUGUUGGGUUUUUGAUUUUGUUUUGGGGGUUUGAGACGAUUUUGAAAUUGGGUUGGUUUGGUGGAGGGGAAAACGAAGCAAUAAAACUCUGAGAAGUUGUUGUCGGCGCGAGGUCACUUUCUGUCGGCAUUGUCUGUAUCCAAUGAUGCAUUUCGUAUUAAUUUAACCAAAAAAGUACUCAGCCACUGCUUCUGCUGCUGCUUCCUGCUUCUUCUUCUUCGGCGAUUUCGUCAUCUUCUUCUUCUUCUUUCGAUUUUGGCUUCUCGCCAUUUGCAGGAAGCCGAUGAUCGGACUCCAUUUUUGCGAUUUUGAGCUCCUUGAUAAGCCAUUUUUGGCUUAGUAGUCCUAAGAUUCUUCUUCUGCUUUCGGAAUGUGGGUUGAAUUUCAUCGGGUUCACUCCACGCUUCUGCACUUUCCGAUUUCCAAAUGACGCAAUGCCUCCAGAAGAUCUGCCUCCUCCAUAGUUUCUCCACGAUUUCAGGGGGUGGAGGUGGAAAUAAUGAAGAUCUAUGGCUUGAACCUCAUUCUUGUGGUUGACUGUUGGAGUUGCUCCUAUAUCAAACACUUUAGAUUCAAUGUAUUAUAGUGUGCAUAGUAAUUGUUAUACUGUAAAAAAGAAUCACCGGUGAAGGGAAGAACCCACAUGAGAUGUCAAGCGUCCUUGCAGCAAUAUUAGGAGGUUCUGCAGGAGCCGUGGCAUUGGUGGGGUUGCUUAUUAUACUUAUAAGAUUCAUAGCACGCUCUCGAAAUGCUGCACGAACUUCCGAGACUGGCUCUUCUGAUCCUUCUGUUCAAGUGGGAAGACAUGUUGGGAUCGAGUUGUCUUUGCGGGAUGCUAGGCAUUUCGAGAUGGCGGAGUUGGCGUUAGCGACUAAUGAUUUCAGCGAAAAUAACUUGAUUGGAGAAGGGAAGUUCGGGGAGGUCUAUAAGGGCAUGCUUCAUGAUGGAAUGUUUGUUGCUAUCAAAAAGCGGCAUGGAGCGCCUAGUCAGGAUUUUGUGGAUGAGGUACACUACCUCUCGUCUAUUCAGCAUCGAAAUCUCGUAACUCUUUUGGGCUACUGCCAGGAAAACAAUCUACAGUUUCUCAUAUUCGAUUACAUACCGAAUGGAAGCGUUUCUAGCCACAUAUAUGGUGCUGAGCAGCUUUCGGCUGAGAGGCUAGAGUUCAAGAUCAGACUCUCCAUAGCUCUGGGGGCAGCUAAAGGUCUGGCUCAUAUUCACUCCAUGAGCCCUCGUUUGAUACACAAAAACUUCAAGACAUCCAAUGUUCUCGUAGACGAGAAUUUUAUUGCUAAGGUAGCAGAUGCAGGACUUUACAAUGUCAUGGGAAGAACCGAUAUUUCGGAAUCAUCAUCUCGAGCAACAGCGGAUGAGAUAUUCCUUGCUCCAGAGGUAAAGGAGUUUCGACAAUUUUCCGAGAAAAGUGACGUAUACAGUUUCGGCAUAUUCCUUUUGGAGUUGGUUAGCGGUCAAAAAGCGACAGAUGCGCCCGUUUCCGAUCCAAAUUAUACCCUGGUUGAUUGGAUACAAACCAAUCAAAAGAAGAGCGACAUUGCUAGCAUUGCAGAUCCAAGAUUGGGGAAGAGCUUCACUGACGAAGGCAUGGCCGAACUGAUGCAGUUGAUACUUCAAUGUGUCGGGUCGUCGAGCGAGAGGCGGCCGGUGAUGAGCUAUGUGGUGAUGGAGCUUGAAAGGAUACUGGAGAAAGAGAUGAACUUGACAACAGUAAUGGGAGAAGGAAGCCCAACUGUUACUCUUGGAAGCCAGUUAUUCAAAGCCUCAAAAUAAAGAGGGAAAAAAAAAUCACAUCCUUGUUUGUUUGCCAAAUGUGUGGUAUAUGUGUAAUAAGAUUAUUUUUUUCAGUUCUUUAUUAUUUUUUUAAAUAUUCAUUUUCUUUCUUUUUUUUUUUUCAUUUUUCAUUUUCCAUCACAUCAGAGAAGAAGAGUAAGAGACCUCAGCUGUUAUUAAGUGUAUAAAAAAGAAACAGCUGAAUCAUUCUUUUUAUCAAUUUUUUUUUCUUCACAUAUGUAUGAAAGGUAAAUGUUGUCAGCUUAUUGUUCAUAUGAAAGUGAAUGUUGAGAUUUUGUGUGCCA
Momordica charantia (bitter melon) is the source of this 2749-nucleotide messenger RNA. Its product is annotated as Protein kinase superfamily protein. Gene Ontology annotation, biological process: protein phosphorylation. Gene Ontology annotation, molecular function: protein kinase activity; ATP binding. The record is from RefSeq and is a predicted model, not a curated record. Lineage: Eukaryota; Viridiplantae; Streptophyta; Magnoliopsida; Cucurbitales; Cucurbitaceae.